GAACAUGGCAACAAGUUCUGUGAGGAGUUUGGAACACGUUCUGUCCAUGUCUUCUGUCUACCUGCACCAAACCUCCAGGAGGUUCUCAGAAAGCAGCGACAAAGGCUGGUUCCAGUCCUUACUUGCGCACAGAGUCGAUAACAGGAAGGACGCUCACUCCAACCUGCUGUCAAAGAAGGAGACCAGCAACCUGUAUAAAAUCCAGUUUCACAACGUCAAACCGGAGUGCCUGGAUGCAUACAACAGUCUAGAGGCUGAAGUACAAAACAAGCUCCAUCAGGACAGGGAAUAUCCAUGUGAAGUGGUCGGGAGCUGGAAUACGUGGUACGGGGAGCAGGAUCAAGCUGUUCAUCUGUGGAGAUACAGAGGAGGCUUUCCAGCUCUGACCCAAUGUCUGCACAAACUGAGAGCCAAUAAGGAGUAUUUGGAUUUUCAGAAGGAGAGAGCAAAAAUGUUGUUAUCGAGACAAAACCAGCUUCUUCUGGAGUUCAGUUUCUGGAAUGAACCUCUGCCAAGACAAGGACCAAACAUCUACGAGCUGCGCACCUACAACCUCAAGCCGGGAACCAUGAUUGAAUGGGGCAACCACUGGGCAAGGGCAAUCAAACACAGGCAAGAAAACAACGAAGCAGUGGGCGGCUUUUUCGCCCAGAUCGGUGACCUGUAUGUGGUUCAUCACUUGUGGGCUUAUGAAAACCUCCAGGCUCGAGAAGAGACAAGAAACGCUGCCUGGCAGAAGGACGGGUGGGCUGUAAAUGUAUAUAACACAGUGCCUUUGGUCCAAACGAUGAAGUCUAGGCUGAUGAUUCCCACAAAGUGUUCACCUUUACAAUGACAGGAUG
This is a messenger RNA of Nematolebias whitei (Rio pearlfish), 842 nucleotides long. It is a transcript of the gene nipsnap1, whose product is annotated as nipsnap homolog 1 (C. elegans). The record is from RefSeq and is a predicted model, not a curated record. The coding region runs from base 5 to 835 and encodes 276 amino acids. Gene Ontology annotation, cellular component: mitochondrion. The transcript is spliced from 10 exons. Lineage: Eukaryota; Metazoa; Chordata; Actinopteri; Cyprinodontiformes; Rivulidae.